Messenger RNA from Eutrema salsugineum, 417 nucleotides. RefSeq lists its product as uncharacterized. Bases 1 to 417 code for a protein of 138 amino acids. The transcript has a single exon. NCBI's taxonomy places the organism in Eukaryota, Viridiplantae, Streptophyta, Magnoliopsida, Brassicales, Brassicaceae. The record is from RefSeq and is a predicted model, not a curated record.
AUGGCGAGGUGGAGUAAUAAUGCCGCAACAGGGUGUUCGUUUGGCAGUGAGCCGGUGGAAGACAGAGUUCACAUCUUCUUCGAGUGCCUGUAUACCAGGAAAAUAUGGGAAACGCUUGUAAGAGGUCUAAUGGGUUCUGAUUUCUCGACGAAGUGGGAUGAGAUCCUUGAUCUGGUCAUCCAUUCCCCUGGAGCUUUGACCAAGGCUUUCAUCCUAAGGUAUACGUUCCAAGCAGCAAUCCACGCGAUCUGGUGCAAAAGAAAUUUCCGACGCCAUGGUGAGGCUCCAACUCCGGAGAUUCUCCUAAGCAAGAAGAUAGACAUUGUGAUUCGAAAUCGGCUCAGCAUAAUCAGAGGAGACGGCAGGAGAAAGUAUGAAGAUGGUCUGCAAUUGUGGUUUGCAACACGAGCUCCUUAA